Paramuricea clavata is the source of this 1073-nucleotide messenger RNA. Lineage: Eukaryota; Metazoa; Cnidaria; Anthozoa; Malacalcyonacea; Plexauridae. The record is from the annotation of a GenBank genome assembly.
AUCCUGAUAAGCCAAACUCAAGAAAAAUCCUUCAAACUGGCAGAGUCCCCACAGAGAACCUGCCCUUAAGAUCCCAUGAGACCAAGAAGACACCAUGUCGAGUUAUUGAGAAGAAGGCACCAAGACAAGAGCUACAGGAGGAUAUACCAUCUUCCUCCCAUUCAUAUUUAGAGCCAGGAUUGUGUUCAGAUGAUUUAAUUAAUCAUCUUGACAAUGAUACUUUAUUGGAAUGGAAAAGUGAAGUGUGUGAUGAUGGCAAUGUCAAUUUUUCUCUGACUGACAAUGUCCAUGGAGUUGCCAAAUAUACAGUUGUUGUGGAUUCUUGCUCAAUGGAGUUUACGGCAUAUGCUUUUAAUUGGCCAAUACCUGAUGACCACAAUAUCUACAACGAACAUAAACGAUCUAUCAAAAGUGGUGAACAGUUUCGAGAGGUGUUGUCAACAAUAGAGAAAAGCAAGCGAUGUGAAGGUGUGCCUGAAGAUCAUCAAACAAAAAAUGCUGCUAUUUAUCCGAACACUGACAUAACCAUUGCUAUUCCUCGAACAGUUAUUCGCUACUCUGUUCCGAAAAAACCAUCACCAAAGCAAUUUGAAGCAACUGUUUUCUUUCGUUCACCUAACUGUGACGUCAUCAUAGAACAUUCUGAACUCUGUGAUCCAUGCUCAACUAUCACCAAACAACUAAAGAGGACAAACAAAAAGAGAGCUAAAACAUCCCCAGCAAAGAGUAAGGCUCCUCUUUCAGCAUGUGCACCUGGCAAGUUACGAGCAACUGUGGUCGCUGCAAGGUCGAAGUGCAAAUUAUUUGAAGGAGAACUGCAAGAACUCCAAAAGAAGAUUACCAGUCAAGGCGUAUCCAUUGAUAAGACUCUGGAGGAGAACAUUCUGAAGAUAAUGGAUGGACAAAAUCUAGAUAGUACUCCACACAUGAAAUUCUUCUGGCAAGAGCAGAUGAAGCUUUUGCAAUCUUCUAGUUGUGGACGAAGAUAUCACCCACAAAUUAUUCAGUUUGCUUUAUCUGUUCAUGGCAAAUCACCAUCUGCCUAUAGAGAGCUCAGAGAAAGCGGUGCCUAA